AUGGCUUCCCAGACGGAACACAUGCCCGGGAACAGGCACAGCGGCCGCGGCGGAGGCACGUCGAGGGUGGAGCGACUGCUCAGAGAGAGGGAGCUGCGGAAAUUCAACCGGACCUUUCAACUCAACGACGAACUCGGCGACGGGGGUUUCUCAGACUUUGGGAGUGCCAGCGGCGAGUGGGUCAGAGCUGGCGAAGGAGAGUUCCUGGAGGCGGUGGCGGCGGCUGCCGCUCUUGCCGCUGCUGGUGAUGGCCCUGCGGAACAGGAUGCAACAGGUCAACAUAAGCAGCGUCUGCUGGUGGUGGCGAACCGCCUGCCUGUCUCUGCAGUGAGGAGAGCCGAGGAUUCUUGGUCCCUGGAUAUCAGCGCCGGCGGGCUUGUCAGUGCCCUUCUCGGUAAGCGAAACACCCGCCGCUUCCUUUAUGCUCCAUGAAUUCCUCUCUCGCCUUUCUUCACUCGGAGGGACUCCUCGAUAUCGAGCUCUUAUCUGCUUCUUCCAUGUCUCAUCCUCGUGCCUGACUGUAGAUACCCUUGCCUCACAUCCAUCUUCUGGGUAUAUCUAAUCUCGCUUGCCGGCACAAUUCGAAGCGGAUUUCUGAUCUUCCUCAGGGGUCCGCAGGAAGUUUUCUAAGCUGAACAGACGAUUCUUCUUCCUUCAGGUGUCAAGGAGUUUGAAACCAGGUGGAUAGGAUGGGCCGGUGUGAACGUCCCAGAUGAGACCGGGCAGAGGGCACUCGCCAAGGCGCUGGCUGAGAAGGUUCCCUCUUUAUUCCCUGUUUCAAUUUACGAGCUUCAGCCAUGACUCUGGCAGACGAAAGUCGCCUUUUUCAACCAGUUGCUGACGGGAAUGAGCAAUUUUUAUCCCUCGCAGAGGUGCAUUCCGGUGUUUCUGGACGAAGAGAUUGUUCAUCAGUAUUACAACGGCUACUGUAACAACGUCCUGUGGCCGCUGUUUCACUACCUCGGUCUCCCACAAGAGGACCGGCUGGCGACCACCCGGAGCUUUCAAUCCCAGUUCGACGCCUACAAGCGGGCGAACCAGAUGUUUGCCGAUGUGGUGAGCCAGCACUAUGAAGAGGGAGAUGUGGUUUGGUGCCACGAUUACCAUCUUAUGUUCCUCCCAAAGUGCCUCAAAGAUUAUAACCACAAGAUGAAAGUGGGGUGGUUUCUUCACACGCCCUUUCCUUCCUCUGAGAUUUACAGGACGCUCCCAUCACGGUCGGAGUUGCUGAGAUCUGUCCUAGCUGCCGAUGUGGUCGGGUGAGGCAGGAGAUUUCAUGCCAAUUUUUUUUUUCUGAUUUAUUUAUCGUAUCUAAUUAUUGCAAUUGUUGAAUCGUGGGCUCUUCUCUUGUUAAUCUUCCUUGAGUUGCUAAAACCAGAAGGCCCUAUAAGUCUGUAGAAGAUGAGUAUUUGCGCAGUUGGAUAUGCCCUUUCCCUUCCCAUUUCCAGUGAGCAUUGUCUUUUUUGUCUCUAGUGACUCCUAAUCAACGCUUGCUCAAUUGAAGCUGCUGCUGAGGAGUAUUGGCAUUAAAACGUUUGAGCUAUUGAGACUUGUUGCCUUUUCUGUAAUAUGCCUUGAAUAUUCUUUUCUAAUUUUGAGAUGGCUCAAUCAGUGCUUAAAAUUUCUUUCUUAAGACCAUGGAUUUAAUGCUAUGUGCCAUGGUCAUCACCCUAAUUGCUGCUAUACUGAUCAUUGAAACUUUAGUAUUUUCUUCUAUGUGAUCGGGUCUUUCUUUGACCUCUUCACGCUGAAUUUAUUGCAAAUAAAAAAUCAUGAAACCUAAUGACCUUCCGGAAUAUGUGCCUAAGAUACCUCCUGCUGGAACUUAAAAAAUAUCCAGCAAUUAUCGUGCUUAAUGGCGACCCCAUGCUUGAUGGUUUUUGUUUCUUCAGCAUCCAUUCCUUGUGUUACUUGAAACGAAUAUUUGGCUGAUUUGAAAAAUCCUCCUCCAGAUUUCACACUUAUGAUUAUGCAAGACAUUUUGUCAGCGCCUGCACUCGAAUCCUUGGGUUUGAAGGCACGCCUGAAGGGGUGGAGGAUCAAGGAAAGCUGACUCGGGUCGCUGCUGUAAGAUUCGACUUCCUUGUCUUGAAUAUUUAUCUCGAUAUAAUUUUUAUUUUUAUUUUGCAUAUUAAAUUGUGGUAACCUUUUAAGUGAUGAGUGUACAAAAUACCGCUUUUGUUACCCAAUAAAAAAAUGACUAAAAUUGGUGUCACUUCUAUUAGUGUCAUUUUUUCCUUCACGCUUCAAUAAGUAUCCUUCUGCAUGACAUAUUUACGCUACUCAGUUUCUUAGUUUGACGCGUGUAAUGCAACCAGUGGAUGCGGUUUGUAGCUUGACUGUUUACUAUUUUUCAUGAUUCCAGUUUCCCAUUGGUAUUGACUCCGACCGAUUUACAAGAGCACUAGAGCUUCCACAAGUUCAAAAUCAUGUUAGAGAUUUGAGAGAAAGAUUUGCGGGGAGAAAGGUACGAUGACCAAGGGAAUAUUCUUAUUUUGAUUUAUUUUUCUUCUUAACUGUGAUAAUACAGAAAGUCAGACUCGCUUUAUUCCUAUUCUUAAGAAUAUAUUUUCUUAUGCUUUUUGACUUUCACCUUUAGGUAAUGCUGGGUGUGGACCGACUGGACAUGAUUAAAGGCAUACCUCAGAAGAUUCUGGCAUUUGAGAAGUUUCUCGAGGAAAAUCCUUCUUGGCGUGAUAAAGUAGUUCUUUUGCAAAUAGCUGUGCCAACGAGAACAGACGUCCCUGAAUGUGUGUUCUUCCUUAUCUUUCAAAUUUCUUCUUCUCCCCCCUUCACGUAAUUAUUUAGUAGGACAACAACUUAUUCAAUAGAUUAUUACUAUUUUUUCUGUAAGUGCGUGACAAUUCAAAGGAUAUUUUCCCCCUGGAGGCAAUAAUUACACAAUCAACUGAUUGAGGAAGAAAGUGAGCUGAUCAGAGUGACGUGUGUGGCGCAGAAGUUCUGUUCUCAUUGUUUCAGCCUUUAUUUUUCUGUAUUCUAGCCAAAACGUGCUGUGAAGUCAUUAUUUUCGUGGUCAAUUUCUUCUGUUCUGUUCAAGUCCUAGUAUCCAUUUAUUCUCUUUCAUCUCCAUAUUUUCUGUCACUUUUAACAUAUAAGUCUCUCCCUAACUUCUUUAUCACUCACGCCAUUUAUUUUGAGUCCACAUAAACUGUUGUAUCCAUCAAUGAGUUACCUAGAGACCAAUUUUUCUUCUUACUCUAUGAAGCUCCAAUUUUUCAGAAAAUAAUUUCUUAUUUUCGAAAUUCAGUGCCAAAGAACGAUAUUAUGAAAUUAGGUCUCUCGUCUCUCUUUACUUCCAACCUUUUCAUAUGACAGUGAACAUAGGAUGCGAAAGCUGAUGGUUCCGGUUAUUAUUAUUGCUUUAUUAAUGAAAUUCUACAUCAUAUGGGAGGCAUCAUAUUCCUGUGUUUUUUUAUCUAUUAAAUCAUCUCUAUUUUGUUUGACAGAUCAAAAGCUUACCAGCCAAGUUCAUGAAAUCGUUGGGCGUAUUAAUGGUCGCUUUGGGACGCUGACUGCAGUUCCUAUACAUCACUUGGUCUGUAUUCAUUGUCACGCUCUGUUUUGAUUUCCGUCUGGACUGUGCAGAAGAUAUCCCAUGCUAUCUAAUUAAUUUAUUCAGGCUAGAUUUGCAAAUAAUGCUUUCUAAUUCUUUUAAUCUGUGCUAUUUCUUGGCUCUUCCAUCACGACUUUGUAGAGAAAUGCUUGACGUGGUCUGUUUUGAAAAGCAGUGCCUCUUGUUGUCAGGAGGCUAUUCCUCAUAAUACGAAUAUUAUCCUAAAAUAGUGGUACAUAAGUGAACUAUAUAUAUCUUUAUUUAGCACAGCGAUUAUUAUGCCGCGCAGGGGAAAGUUGAACUUCUUUCUUUCUGAUUUCUGUUUUUAUUUUUAUUUUUAUGGAAUAAAAAUAAAGGCAUUACAUUACGCUGUAAUGUUACGAUUUCUGAACAUCCCUGUAAGGGAAAAAUGAGUUAUCUGUGUCUCCAUCUCUUUCCCUUUCCCUUUCCCUUUCUUCUCCUAGAUCGUUUAUCUAUGUUCAGAGAAGGCAGUGCACGCCCACUGAAUUUUCUACAAAAUUUUCACCUAGCCUUGGUGCCGUUUUACAAUCAUAUCAUCCUAGAUGUAGAUUGUCUGCUGUCGUUGAUUUCUUUCUUCUGUUUGCCUCCGAAUCUUGCAGGAUCGGUCUCUUGACUUUCAUGCAUUAUGUGCGCUCUACGCUGUCACUGGUAUUUCCCAUGCAUUUCUCCUGUUGAAUUUAUUUGAUAUAUUUCUUCCAUUGAUUUCCAAUGGGAUGCUUGCAUAACUGGUUGCUAGAUACCAUUUAAUAUACUCCGUAAGAUUGGCUCUGCACAUGAUAGGCGAAACAUAUCUGUCAAUUUGUGAUGAAAGGUAUUUAUUGAAUUCAGGGUGGGACUAGACUAGUUCAUCAUAUAUGACUCAAUCUGUGAGAUGUUUCCGAAAACAGUACUAUUUAUAGAAAGAAAUUCACAGUACUACUUUUGGUCUGCACCAUGGAGACCUAUUCUCAUUAAUUAAUCUCUCAUAAUUUUCAGUUUAUUUCGUCAAUCAUGCUAAAUUUGAGCAGAAAAUUAUACUCCAAUGCACAAAAUUAUAAGAUUUUUUUCUACUACCCAGAUAUUUUUAUUUUUAUUUUUUUGCCAAUAACUUUCUUUGGUUUCCUCCUCGUUAGAUGUGGCUCUGAUAACGUCGUUGAGAGAUGGAAUGAAUCUAGUCAGCUAUGAAUUCGUGGCGUGUCAGGAGCAAAAGAAGGGAGUUCUCAUCCUCAGUGAAGUGAGUACCAACGGAUCUUGUCAUCUGAUUCUGCUCACUUCUCUCUUUUUUUUUCCUCCCAUUUUUGUAUAUUGCAUAUCUUCAUUUAUUUUCCUUUAUUAGCAUGAAUGAGCUUUUCUGGGGAGGAUAAGCUUACUGAGGGCGGCGCCCGUUGACCCAGUUUGCAGGGGCUGCUCAAUCUCUUGGUGCUGGGGCGCUGCUCGUCAAUCCAUGGAACAUUACUGAAGUCGCCAAUUCAAUAGGCUACGCUCUGAACAUGUCCCCAGAUGAGAGAGAAAAGAGGCACAGGCAUAAUUUCGCCCACGUCACCACGCACACUGCCCAGAUCUGGGCCGAAACCUUCGUAAGGUGUGAAAGCUCGGCUGGGUUUUUUUCUCUCUCUCUCUCUCUCUAUAAUUUUUGCUAUUUUUGUAAAAAUCUUCUCUUUUGUAAAAUCUCUAUAAGUUUUAUUUAUUAUUUUUUAAUUGCUUUUAUCAGUGUUAGGAAGUAUAUUUUUUCUUUUUUUCACCUUGUUUUUUUUUGUUUGUGCAGUGAACUGAAUGACACAGUUGUGGAGGCUCAGCUGAGGACCAGACAGGUUCCUCCUUUGCUACCCACAGGAAGAGCUAUAGAACGUUUUCUGCAGUCUAAGAAUCGGUUGCUCAUCCUGGUACCUUCUUCAUGAACUACUUUUGAUGUUGACUUUUUUUCUUUCUAAAAAGGAAAAGGUCCGAACAUCAUCUGAGAGUUCUUUUGCCUUGUUUUGACCUUGCGCAUGUUUUGCUUUGUUUUGACUUUGCUCAGGGUUUCAACUCCACGUUGACCGAGCAAGUGGAGUUUCCAGGGAGAAGAGGCGGCGACCAGAUCAGAGAGAUGGAGCCCAAGUUGCACCCGGAUCUGAAGGAGCCGUUGACCACGCUGUGCAACGACCCGAGGACGACCGUCGUCGUUCUCAGUGGAAGCGACAGAAGCGUCCUCGAUGAUGUACGGACCCUUUCUUCCCUCCUUCCCUCCCCAUUACCAUCAGACCCUCUGUUCUUACUCUCAGAAAUAUUUCUCCUUCUUCUUCUUCAGAACUUUGGAGACUACAACAUGUGGCUGGCGGCGGAGAACGGGAUGUUCCUUCGGCUAACGACGGGAGAGUGGAUGACGACGAUGCCGGAGCACCUGAACAUGGACUGGGUCGACAGCGUGAAGGUAAACCCCCCUUCUCCGCGGUCUCUUCUUCUCUUUCUAGCCGUUGCGGCGACGUCUGUCGUCUGAACCGCCCUUCUCUUUCCUCUCUCUCUCUCUCUCUCUCUCUCUCUCUCUGUCUUCUAGCACGUGUUCGAGUACUUCACUGAGAGAACCCCCCGAUCCCAUUUCGAGCAUCGCGAGACUUCUCUCCUGUGGAACUACAAGUACGCAGGUAAAAAGAAACCCUUUUCUGGGUUAGAAAGUCAACGCCGCGCCGCCAUGAGUUGACUUGUGGGUUAUUACGACUCUCCUCAGAUGUGGAGUUUGGGAGGCUCCAAGCAAGGGACAUGCUGCAGCACCUGUGGACGGGGCCCAUCUCCAACGCCGCCGUUGACGUCGUCCAGGGCGGCCGCUCCGUGGAGGUCCGCUCCGUCGGCGUGACCAAGGUCAACCUUCCUUUUUUUGUGCUCUUUUUCUCUCUUCUCAUGUUCUUGCAGAUCAUUCACCUGUUCUUACCCCAAUCUGUUGUCCACUCAGGGAGCGGCGAUCGAUCGCAUACUGGGGGAGAUUGUCCACGGCAAGAGCAUGGUUACUCCGAUAGAUUAUGUUCUCUGCCUCGGGCACUUCCUCGGCAAGGUGGGUUUUUUAUUGGUGGGUCGAGUUGACUUUUUUCCUUCCUAGUUUUGGGUGGUCGUUGUUUGCCAACGGCGGCGGUGCACAGGACGAGGACAUCUACACGUUCUUCGAGCCGGAGCUGCCCGUGGAGCCCCUCUGCGGCCGGUUGAAGGCGGCGGAGAUGAUGAUCAAGUCCUCGGGCGAGCAGCGGAGGGCGUCUUCAAAGUCUUCCACCGCGAGGAGCAACGGCGGCCUGCGGGCGGCGUCGCACGGCAAGGCGCAGAGGUCGGGAGCAGCGGCGGCGGCACAGCUGCUGCAGGAGGGCAUCGCCUGCCACGAGGGAUCUUCGGUGUUAGAUCUCAACGGGGAGAACUACUUCUCCUGCGCGGUGGGGAGGAAGUGCUCCAGCGCCCGUUACUCGCUUGACUCCGCCGACGACGUGAUCCAGUUUCUCAAGCAGCUUGCCCGGCGGCGGCAAGUGGGUUCUAGCUGA
This is a messenger RNA of Spirodela intermedia, 7071 nucleotides long. Lineage: Eukaryota; Viridiplantae; Streptophyta; Magnoliopsida; Alismatales; Araceae. The record is from the annotation of a GenBank genome assembly.